Molecule: messenger RNA, 1947 nt
Organism: Penicillium brasilianum
Lineage: Eukaryota; Fungi; Ascomycota; Eurotiomycetes; Eurotiales; Aspergillaceae
Source: the annotation of a GenBank genome assembly
AUAAACCUUGCGAAACAGCCUCGUUGACGAUUGCGGGGAAUGCUCCCACCAUCUAAAACUACCAGAGUGUGACAUUUACGAGAUAAUAGAUUGACGAGUGAGGUCAUGGGUGUUCGUAUCCAUUUUGUUAAUCCUCUAUGAUGCGUCAAUACCCCCGGGCGUGUUGAUAUCCAGUCGACCCUGCCAAGCCACGUCCGUUCGCCUGACGCGGUCGAAUGAUGGCAGUCAGCGGGGCACGCAACUGACAGAAUGGGCUUGGCUUAAGGGUUCACAGCCUCAAAAGCCUCCCUCUUGCCAGCGAAAGAGCGAUCAUGCGAGGAAAGAACCAAGAUUUCAGAGAAGAGGUUACGGGGUGAUCCUUGGCGCUAAGCAGAUCGUUGCCCACUAUAUGAUCAGCGUCGCUUCCCCUCAUGAAAGACAUUUAUUUUUGACAUGUAGACAACCUUUUACUGGGGAUAAUCUGUCGAAAGCAAUUGUCAAAAUUCCCCGUGCAUUGAUUGGAUCUCCUACUCCCAACUUCUACCCAUACAUCAACAAAUAGCCAAAACGGGCCACUCAUUGCGCAAGAGGGUUCGAGGCUGGAAGCGCAUUAUUAUGGCGCAAGACCAGCCCGCCAAAGGUUUGGCCACAGCUCCCAAGGCGAGUGAAAAUGGGAACGCAGAUACGAAUCUCGCACAACGACCAGCAGUGAAGGAACGUCGCGGGUCUGCGAUCCUGAAUUUCCUUUCCUCCUUAAUAGGCUCAAAGAACCCGCUUGCCCAUGCGGCGGACCCACAGAAGAACACAGUCUGGUUGCUGGAUAACACGGCCUAUCAACCUGUCUCGGAUGCACCGAAUCGAGGAAACAAGGCGCAAUCAUGGCAGGCCGAAUUUGUUGUUUGUAUCUUCGAGACAGAAGGUCGUAAAGAUGUCGGUAAGCUCGUUGCCGCCAUCGCUGAUCAUAUCGGUAUCGAUGGGGAGUAUGGCCGGGAUGAUGAGGAGACACGCAAGCGUAUAGCGAGGCGUGUACAGCCCUUCUUGGACCAAGUCUCUCCCGCACGGACAGUCAAGCUGGAAGUGAUCAUAAACGGAGUCAAACGGACGCAUUCGCUGGGCGGCUCGGACCGAAACGGCAUCAUUAGCCAAAUUGUUGACCUCGGCGCGUCUGGCGUGACAGAUGGCACGGUUAUUCAUCCACGAGUUCACAAUUUCAAAGGACCAACGGCCACGAGGGAAACGCACUUCGCCGCACCCAAGGGCUGGAUGGUGAUCUCGGACAUCGAUGACACGAUCAAGCGGACGAUGACACUUGAACCAACGGGAAUCCUUCGCACGACCUUUGCUGAGGAACCCGUUCCGAUUGCCGGCAUGCCGGAGUUCUAUCGGCAUGUCCAAGACCAGCUGAAUCCGACGUGGUUCUACCUUUCAGCAUCGCCUUACAAUCUGUACCCAUUCCUGCACCAGUUCCUACAUGAGAAUUACUUGCCAGGCACACUGAUCCUGCGUGACUAUUCCUGGAUGGAUAUUAGCGGGCUGAUCAAGUCGUUUACCGAGAACACCCAGGAGUACAAGGUUGAUCGGAUGGAGAAGAUUCGGAGCUGGUUCCCGCAACGGAAGGUGCUUUGCAUUGGGGAUUCAACGCAGAAAGACCCCGAGGCUUAUGCAGAGAUGUACAACCGUUAUCCGGAGUGGAUUCAUGCUAUCAUGAUUCGGAAGGUUACUGAUGUGGAGCAUAUGGAAGACAAGAACAAGCCCGAGAGAUUUGAGGAGGCAUUUAAGAAUGUUCCGGCUUCCGUGUGGACUCUUUUUGAAGAUGCGGAGGAGCUGUAUGCUUUUGUUGAUGGGCUGGGAAUGGAAGAUCGAACCGUGUAAAUAGCAUCCUUAUCCUUGUCUAAUUAGGUAUACCUUGCGCCUGAAGGGCGCCUUCCCAACAAUUCUCUCUAGCAUGCAGGGCGUUACAUAACCAGA